This is a messenger RNA of Nycticebus coucang (slow loris), 1379 nucleotides long. RefSeq names its product ficolin 2 (gene FCN2). The coding region runs from base 187 to 1278 and encodes 363 amino acids. NCBI's taxonomy places the organism in Eukaryota, Metazoa, Chordata, Mammalia, Primates, Lorisidae. The record is from RefSeq and is a predicted model, not a curated record. The transcript has 9 exons.
GGCACAGAGUGUCCUUGCUGGGAAGUAAAGCCCACUGAGUAGGAAGCCUGUGAGGCCAUGAACAGGAAGUGACCACCCCCACUGGGGAUGGGAAAUAGAGCCAAAGGUCACAGCAGGUGGCCACAGCCCUAUAAAAGCCAGGGAGCUCCUUCGGCAGCAGGACCAGAACGAUACAGCUGAGCUGCCAUGGCCAUGGGGCCUGCCCUCCUGGUCUUCUCCUUCCUGUGGACCACGGCCUUGACUGCUGACACCUGUCCAGAGGUGACAGUGAUGGGUCUGCAGGGCUCCGACAAGCUCUCCAUCCUCCGAGGCUGCCCAGGGAUGCCUGGAGCCCCAGGGCCCAAAGGGGAGACUGGCACUCAGGGAGAGAGAGGAGAACGAGGUCCCGCUGGAGAACCUGGGAAGGAAGGACCACCUGGACCUAAAGGAGAUCAAGGACAGAAGGGGAUGCGAGGAGAGAAAGGGGACCCUGGGCAGACCCCGUCGUGUGCCACAGGACCACGCACCUGCCAGGAUCUGCUCAGCCUCGGGCACUUCCUGAGCGGCUGGCACACCAUCUACCUGCCGGACUGCAGGCCCCUGACUGUGUUUUGUGACAUGGACACAGACGGAGGGGGCUGGACCGUUUUCCAGCGAAGGGCUGAUGGCUCUGUGGACUUCUACCGUGACUGGGACGCAUACAAGCGGGGCUUCGGCAGCCAAUUGGGGGAGUUCUGGCUGGGGAAUGACAACAUUCACGCCCUCACCUCCCAGGGCACCAGCGAGCUCCGUGUGGACCUCGUGGACUUCAAGGGCAACCACCAUUUUGCCAAGUACCGCUCCUUCAAGGUGGCGGGGGAGGCCGACAAGUACAAGCUGAUCCUGGGAGCCUUUGUGGGGGGCAAUGCAGGCGAUUCUCUGACAACACACAACGGCCAGUUCUUCUCCACCAAAGACCAGGACAAUGACCUGAACCCUUCCGACUGCUCUGGGAUGUACCGGGGAGCCUGGUGGUACGCGGACUGCCAUUCGGCAAACCUGAACGGCCAAUACCUCAAGGGGGCCCAUGAGAGCUACGCCAAUGGCAUCAACUGGAAGACAGGCAAAGGGUACAACUACAGCUACAAGAUGUCAGAGAUGAAGGUGCGGCUCACCGAGGCCACUGAGGACGCCACAGACCUGCCUGAGGAGACCACGACACGAUUAUGGUGGUCCUGGAGAUCUGGAUCUGCGUCCGGCCCCCGCAGCCUCACUGAGCGUGCUCGCCCAGUGCCCACUGCCCCUGCCCUGCGCACCUGAUAUGGCCUCGCAGCCUCCCCAGAGGGAGGUUACACCUCUAGAACAUGUUUGCUUUCUGACAGAAAGUUUGUCAUCAUUAAAUCUGUGUUCCUGGAAUGCCA